Messenger RNA from Hibiscus syriacus, 603 nucleotides. RefSeq names its product 40S ribosomal protein S17-like. Bases 64 to 492 code for a protein of 142 amino acids. Gene Ontology annotation, molecular function: structural constituent of ribosome. The transcript has 2 exons. Gene Ontology annotation, biological process: translation. The record is from RefSeq and is a predicted model, not a curated record. NCBI's taxonomy places the organism in Eukaryota, Viridiplantae, Streptophyta, Magnoliopsida, Malvales, Malvaceae. Gene Ontology annotation, cellular component: ribosome.
ACCGAGAACCCUAGCCCCCCAUCAAGUUAUCGUUUUCCAGUCGGCAAAUCGCCGCUCCAAACCAUGGGCCGCGUCCGCACCAAGACGGUGAAGAAAUCGUCUCGCCAAGUGAUCGAGAGGUACUACUCUCGGAUGACCCUCGAUUUCCACACCAACAAGAAGAUCAUUGAAGAAGUUGCCAUCAUCCCAUCGAAGCGGCUCCGCAACAAGAUCGCCGGGUUCUCUACCCACCUGAUGAAGCGGAUCCAGAAGGGUCCGGUUCGUGGAAUCUCUUUGAAGCUGCAGGAGGAAGAGCGCGAGCGUCGCAUGGAUUUUGUCCCCGAUGAAUCGGCCAUCAAGGUUGAUCAAAUCGAAGUUGAUAAAGAAACUCUGGACAUGCUUUCGGUUCUUGGGAUGGGUGAUAUCCCCGGGCUUGUUAAGGUCGACCCGGUUGCUGUUGCGGCUCCCCAAAUCGGGUUCGGUCGUGGUGGUGGACCCGGAAGGAGGUUUUAAGUGGUGGGUAUCCAUGAUGUUAACCACCAUAGCUGUUUCGAUCAUAAUUGGCACUGGAACUUGUUAAGGUAUUUGAAAUAGGUAAUUCUCAUGCUCACCCUUUUCUUUGAA